Molecule: messenger RNA, 831 nt
Organism: Danaus chrysippus (African queen)
Lineage: Eukaryota; Metazoa; Arthropoda; Insecta; Lepidoptera; Nymphalidae
Source: the annotation of a GenBank genome assembly
AUGCCUGGUGCGUCGUGCUACUUCAAAUGGGAAUGUAAGGUUGGCUGUAGAUGUUCUGCUGGCUUCAUUAGAGAUGAAUACAGCAAGAAGUGUGUCUUGGUCAGCGAGUGUCCCGCUCCCGUUGAAGAUGAAAAACAAACUAAUUACUACCCGUACGAUAAAGAACAACUUGACUUUAUGAGGAAUAAAAGAUUGAAUGGAAAUUCCCAUUAUAAGACGCCAUGUCAAGCUGCUGCUUCAGCGUCAUCAUCAUCUGGGUAUUUAUCACCGGAUUCCAUGUAUCAGAAUAACUUCAUACCUGGACUGGGGAGAUACAGUAAUGCUUACGGCUACGCGUAUCCAGAAUUUUCAGGUUUAUAUCGCUCAGAUAAUCCUUACGACGAUGAUAGGGAAAUCAUGAGUUAUUCCGACGGGAAUUUCAUCGAUAGCAUAUCUUCGGCGAGAUUCGCCAAAAAGCUACUGCCGACCGUCGUUUCAUCUCCAAUAAUAGCUCCACAAGCUAUAUCGUCUUAUUUACCUUUGAACACUGCAAAUCUUGCCGGGCUCACGGGACAAAUAGCUCAAGUCGGACCGACUUAUGGCCUUUUACCCAAUUCUAAUGGCGGAGGUUGUAAUAUCCCUCUUUUCUUCAGUUGUACACCGUCUAUAGUGUCUGGUCGCAUAUCUAGACCUGAACAUCAUCUGUAUCCUUCUAAUUUUAUUGGAGCAUCAUCAAUAGAUUAUCGUGGGGUCGAAGACAGUCAAGUGGUUCAUCCGAAUAGAGAAGAGAAUCUUCAAGAGAACAGUGCCUCAGUUAAAAAUCCCUCUGCUAAAUUUAAUGAAAAUUAUUGA